AUCAAAACUUUGUGGAAAUUCAAACUUGAAACUCAAACUAAAAACUCAAAGUAGCAAAAUAUCCACAGGAACAAUUUCUAAUAUUUUUUAGAGCUCCACACAAUGAAGUUUGGGAAAGAACUUGAGAGCCUCUUGACCACCGAAUGGCGUCAGCAGUACAUGAAUUAUGCGGAUCUCAAGGCAAAGAUCCUCCAUGCCAAGGAGAAUGCACCCGAUCCCAGGGCUGUCUCCAAUUUGGAGCUUGAAUAUUAUUACAGGGACUUUGAGACUCAAUUCUUUUCCGCCUGCCUGGAGGAGCUGAAUCGCGUGAAUGUGUUCUUCCAGGAAAAGUUAUCCGAGGCACGACGCAAGCUGGCCGCACUCAAGUAUCAGUUUUUGGUCUCGGAUCGUCAUCGUGAUCCCCUUGGACAUGCCACGAGUAAAAUGCACAUGGAGGAUGGAGAGCAUCGCAAGCCGCUGUCGCAGCGGAAACUUCGCUUGGCCAGCACCGAAUUCUACUUGAGUUUGAUCAUGCUGCAGAACUAUCAGACACUCAAUCACACGGCAUUCCGUAAGAUAUGCAAAAAGUAUGACAAGUACAUUAGGUCCAAUGGGGGCAUGGCCUGGUUUUAUGAAUACGUACUCCAUGCUGAGUUUGCCCAGCCCACGGAGCUGGUAGCAAUGCUGACAGCCGUGGAGGAUCUCUACACGGCAUAUCUGACAGAUGGCGAUAGAUCCAGGGCCAUGGCCAGGCUAAGGGUACCGCCGUUGGGCGAGAAGACUUCCCCGACGCGGGUUUUCUUUGCUGGUUUAUUUCUGGGUCUAUUUAUUGUGGGCUCUGUCCUGAGUGCGAUAUCAUGGUUCUCUUUGGACUUAAAGCCCGAAUUUAAAUUUAUGUUUGUUAAUCUGUGGCGUGGUCCUUUAAUGCUCAUUGCUUAUGGCAUUUAUUUGGCACUGAAUGUGGGCAUUUGGCAGAAAGUUGGCAUCAAUCAUGUGCUCAUCUUCGAGGUGGAACAUCGCACUCACAUGGGCUUCCUGGGUGCCCUGGAAAUAGCCAGUUUCUGUGGCUAUCUCUGCACCAUUAUCAUCCUGGGCUAUCUGUACAACGAUGAGUUUGGCCUCAAGGAGUAUUACAUUCUGCCCCUGAUACACAUGACGGUGCUGGCUGUACUGCUGCUUAAUCCCAUCAGAGUGUUGAAUUAUCCCUUUCGCAGUUGGUUGGUGAAACUCUUUGGCAGAGUUAUGGCUGCCCCAUUUUUCUAUGUGGGCUUUGCAGACUUUUGGAUGGGUGAUCAAAUGACCUCGAUGGUCCUGUGCUUUGUGGAUCAUUAUUAUUUGUUUCGUUUCUAUAUUCGUUACUACAACAAACAGGAGAAUGCCUUUGGCUUUGAGCCCGACUAUGGCGUGGCUCUGAUACGCUGCCUGCCCGCUUGGUUCCGUCUGGCCCAAUGCCUCAGACGCUAUAGGGACAGCGGCUCCAAGUCCAAGCAGUAUCUCAUGAAUGCCGGCAAGUACAGUCUAUCGAUUUUAGUGGUCAUCUUUUCCACCAUACAAAUGGAGACAAAUGCUAAAUAUCAUUACAUGUUUGAGAAUCCCUGGGCCUGGCUGUACCUUGUCACAGCGCUUUUAGCGAGUUUUUACUGUUUGUUUUGGGAUCUAUACAAGGACUUUGGUUUGUUUAAGAUUUGGGAAUGGGAAAAUCUAUUUUUGCGUGCGAAUUUAGUCUACCCAAAGUGGUUUUAUUAUUUUGCCAUACUGGAAAAUUCACUACUUCGUUUCGUUUGGAUUUUGGAAAUGAUUUUAAUUUAUUUUGAUGUGCUCACAAUUUACAAUUGCAAGUCUCUGAUCAUCUUUUGUGAAAUUACACGGCGCUUUGUGUGGAAUUUAUUGCGCUUGGAAAAUGAACAUUUAAAUAAUUGUGGCAAGUUCCGAGCCACACGUGACAUUUCUCUAACAGCCCUGAAUCCCACGGAGGAGAUGCUACUCGAACGAAUGAUGGACGAUCCGGAGCAUCGUCUGUCAAGCAGACUGUCAAGUCAGCCACAGAGCAAGGAUCAACAACGUUCGAAACUUAACAAAAAGUACUUUUGAAAGUGUGUCAUUCUUUGUGUUUUCUUGCAACUAAAUAAAAUCUGUGAAUAAAAA
This is a messenger RNA of Drosophila obscura, 2124 nucleotides long. RefSeq names its product xenotropic and polytropic retrovirus receptor 1 homolog. The record is from RefSeq and is a predicted model, not a curated record. The transcript is spliced from 5 exons. Gene Ontology annotation, biological process: phosphate ion transport; cellular response to phosphate starvation. Gene Ontology annotation, cellular component: Golgi apparatus; plasma membrane; cytoplasm. Lineage: Eukaryota; Metazoa; Arthropoda; Insecta; Diptera; Drosophilidae. Bases 103 to 2070 code for a protein of 655 amino acids. Gene Ontology annotation, molecular function: inositol hexakisphosphate binding.